GGACUCCGCGUCCCCUCCUGUCUGUGUCAGUUGGUGUGGGCCGGGGUAGCGGGAGGCAGCGCGGCGGUCGCUGUAGGCUGGAGGAAGCGGGCUGCGGGGCCGCGCCAGCGGGAUCUCAGCCGGCGGGGAGCGCCCGUGCCAUUCGCCUCAGCCACAGCCGCCACAUUUGUCCGAAAACAUGAGCCGAGAUUUCAAACCGGGAGACUUGAUCUUUGCCAAGAUGAAAGGUUACCCCCAUUGGCCGGCCAGGGUGGAUGAAGUUCCUGAUGGAGCAGUGAAACCUCCUACAAAUAAAAUGCCUAUUUUCUUUUUUGGAACACAUGAGACGGCAUUUUUGGGACCAAAGGACAUAUUCCCAUAUUCUGAAAAUAAAGAUAAAUACGGUAAACCAAAUAAAAGAAAAGGCUUUAAUGAAGGAUUAUGGGAAAUUGACAACAACCCCAAAGUAAAAUUCUCUCAUCAACAGUCGCAUCCAACUGUUAACAACACCGAUAAAGAGACUGUUGAAGAAAGCUGUCAAGAGCCUACUGAGGGAAGUGAAGAAAAAGUAGGAACUAAAAGGAGAAAGUCUACAGUCCCCAAAUUAUCUGCUAAACAGGAUAAUUUACCCACUGAAGUUGAAACAGAAGAAAAAGAGAUGGAUGCUGCAAAGGAAGAAGAUGUCCCUUCAGAAAAACCCAGUAGUGAAGGUGUGGUGAAAGCUAAUGAUGUACCUGUUCCUAAAGUUGCUAGAAGAGGGAGAAAAAGAAAGUCUGAAAAACAAGCAGAAUCUGAGGAGGCAGCAGUAGCAGUGGCAACAGCUACAACAGUGGCAGCAGCAACAACUGCAGUAGUUGUGGCUCCUAAAGUAAGCCCUAAAAGAGGAAGACCAGCAGCUACAGAAGCUAAGGUUCCAAAACCAAGAGGACGACCCAAAUUGGUGAAACCACCUUGUCCUUCAGAAAGUGACAUUGUUCAUGAGGAGGAUAAGACCAAGAAAAAAGUACCAGAAGAAAAACAACCAAAAAAACAGCUGAAAAAAGAUGAGGAGAAUCAGAAGGAAGAAGACAAACCAAGGAAAGAUAUUGAGAAAAAGGAAGGAAAAAGAGAGACCGAACCAAAAAGGAAAAGUGCCACUAAAGUGGGUUCUACAUCAGCCUCUGAUUCUGAAGAGGAUGGAGAAGAGCAGGAAGGUGAUAAGAAGAAAAAAGGAGGAAGAAACUUUCAGGGUGCUCAUAGGAGGAAUAUGCUAAAAGGCCAACAUGAGCGAGAUGUUGGAGAAAGAAAACGCAAGCAAGAAGAGCCGAUAGAAUCUGAGCCCUGGAGCCCACACCGUCAGACAGAACAAGGAAAAGGUUCUGGCUUAUGCUACUCUGGCUCUGCAAAGCCAGUUGAGUGAUUUCAAGAGCAAUCUGCACUCAGAAGAGAAACUAUCACAAAAGAACCAAGCAUCAGCAUGGAGAGAAGAUGCUGCCAGAAACUUGGGGGUUGGGGGGGGGCACACUGGGAAGAAAUCUCUGUCCUGUUCUGGAGAGCAAUUCCAGGAAUGGGUGAAGAAGGAAUCACCAGGAGAUCAUGAUGUCCCCAUCCCCACAGUUGGUGGGAGGGAGGAAGAAAGGGAGAACAAGGUAACAAAACUCUGGGAGAAAAUGACAUGAGAAAACCGUCCCUCCCUCUCCACAUAAUGACAAAGUCUAACACAUACCAGUUCCCCUCUAACCUUUCCAUGCCUAGUAACAAGAACCCAGACUCUAUCUUUCUGUCCUCCUCAACCACCCUUUCUUGGCAGCCUAAAUUCAUUCCCUUUCGCUAGCUGCCAAAUUGCAAGCAUCUCCAGCUCCCAAAGAUAUUAAACUCUGCCCCUACCAUUCCUCAACAACUAGUUUGAAUGUAUUGUUAAUGCUUGAUUCUGUGCUACACUUUUAAUUCUGCAACUAAUUGUAAUGUAUUGAUUUGGUUAUUCAUUUUAAUAUUAAUGAAAUAAACUCAUUUUAAAUACCUUUCAAGUUUACUUUCAUGCUUCUGAAGAGCUAGAAACGGUUGCAUUUAAAUUAUUAUAGGUAGGAGGAGAGCAUUUGCUUCAGCCUUGGGAUACAUAUGUCAUGGAAUAUGCAGGCCUUUAUUAUAGCUAGUGACUCAUGUUAACACUAAACCUAGAACCAAAAAAAAUUUAAAAUGUGCUCUUUACUUCUGCAGUAUCUUCUGCCUGCACAUUGAUACAGAAGGAAGUCUGUUAUUCCUCACAGACCUAAUAGUCUAAACAGAUGGAACAGUCUUGCUUAUGCAUCUUAAAUUUGUUCUAUUAUGCCUCUGUAUUAUUCCUUUAUAUUUAAAACUGUAUUUUGUUCUGGGCUGCCAGUGUCAUGAAAGAUGCACUAUGAAAUUUGUUUUGUGUUCCUGUAAAUCUGUGAACCUGUAAUUGGUUAGAAUGAGAGGAAUAUCCAGGAUAUGCUUAAGGACUGAUAUUAUUUUUAAAUGGAUUUUUUUGGUCAGUUUUUGAUAUCUGUUGUCAGCUGCAUCAAAAAUAUACUAAAAAUGCAUUGCAGAAAAUGUGGUCCCACUGCAUGUUAGGAUUUGCCAAACGUAAAAUAAGACUUUGUAUAUAUGUAGAAGUAGUACCAACUAUAAUACAGUCUAAAGCAGUGGUGGGCAACCUGCGGCCCAUGGGCUGCACGCGGCCUGUCAGGGUAAUCCGCUGGCAGGCUGCAAGACAGUUUGUUUACGUUGACCGUCCACAGGCACGGCUGCCCGCAGCUUCUAGUGGCCGCGGUUCGCCUUGCCUGGCCAGUGGGAGCUGCGGGAAGCACCCAGGGCGCAGGGACAUGCUGGUUUCUGCUUCCCACAGCUCCCAUUGGCUGGAAUUGGUGAAAUUUGGCCGCUCGGAGCUGCGGGUGGCCGUGCCUGUGGACGGUCAAUGUAAACAAACUGUCUCGUGGCCCGCCAGCGGAUUACCCUGACAGGCCACGUGCGGACCAUAGGCCACAGGUUGCUCACCACUGGUCUAAAGACUUGAUAAAAAAGGAUUUAUAGUGGUUCCUGAACCAUGUAGUUGAGAGUUCAAAACUUCUAUUUUGUUCCAAAAUAAGACACUGAGACUUUGUAAUGUCUUCUGUCCUCCUCUUGUGACUGGAGGGUGGCCAUGCCAUUAUCCUGAAGUUUUUUCCUUUAAAUCCUUGUUUUCAUUUUAUUGUAUUGUAUUUUCACUCAUCCUAAGGGAAAGAGCCUUGAGAUUUGUAAAAAUACUGUAAAGAGGGUGGGGGGGGGUUAAAUUCUUUACACUUCUGUGCUUAUUAAGGUGUUUCAAUGUGAUUAAUAUAUAAUAUGGCGAUUUGUAUUAGGGCACUUAAGGUUUUCUGUAGAUUUCUCUCCUCCACUGCUGACUGUUUGGUGUGGGGGGGGGGCAGGGUUUGUGUGGUUUUUUUUUUUUUUUUUUUUUGCAGGGGGGGAAGGUGCCAUAUGAUAGGAACUGUUAGAAUCCCCCACCUCUAUUACUGUGUGUAGCUGAGGUAGAACUAAAUGCCACUUUUAAAGUCUGAUGUGAGCCAUUAAAGUGUUCUUGAAGUCAUAAAAUAUUCUGUUGUGUGAAUCUUUCAUACUGUGCAUUUUUCUUUUUAACUUUCACUUGUGACAGAAGCACAGAGAAUAAAAUUUAUAAAUCUGUA
Molecule: messenger RNA, 3641 nt
Organism: Caretta caretta (loggerhead turtle)
Lineage: Eukaryota; Metazoa; Chordata; Testudines; Cheloniidae
Gene: PSIP1
Product: PC4 and SRSF1 interacting protein 1
Source: RefSeq, a predicted model, not a curated record